Psilocybe cubensis is the source of this 735-nucleotide messenger RNA. RefSeq lists its product as uncharacterized. The transcript has 2 exons. Gene Ontology annotation, biological process: intracellular calcium ion homeostasis. The record is from RefSeq and is a predicted model, not a curated record. Bases 1 to 735 code for a protein of 244 amino acids. Gene Ontology annotation, molecular function: hormone activity. Gene Ontology annotation, cellular component: extracellular region. NCBI's taxonomy places the organism in Eukaryota, Fungi, Basidiomycota, Agaricomycetes, Agaricales, Agrocybaceae.
AUGCCAAGUUUCAUCGCGAGAUACAUCAUACUGCCCCUGAUAUUGGCUGUCAUAGUGAUAUCUUGCGAGACCGAAACGCUACAGGCUCUGCAAGGCAAACAGACGUACGUCAAGGGCGAGAGUGGAGCUGGACAUGGCCAGCCACAAAACGCCUUUGAUGUAAAUGAUAUAGGAGGCGGAAAUCAGGCACAGGGCAGUACCCGUGUAUCAGGACAGCUUUCAGGGAAAGAGAUCAGCUUGAACCUAUGCUCAGAUCCACCCCGGGGACAAUGCGACUUUUACAGAGAAUGCCUCGAAUCCAAGUUCCAUUGCGGGCCCAAAGGUUACCCUCUGGGAUACGGGGAGAAAUAUUGCGAAAAAUUUGUAGCAGGACAGGACAAGCUUUCCCCAGCUGGCCAGAAGUGGAUGAUGGACACGAUGCAGUGCUUGCAGCGUGUUCUUGUUCCUGACGCGACGGAGUCUGAGGCCGACAACCGCAAACCUGGCGAGCUGGACCACAGUGAUACAAAAUCUGCCCGUGAAUCCACUGAUACAGGAUCUAAUAACAACAAGAGAUGUGAUGCUUUAAAACAGAAGGCAUUUGACUCACAUUCGGAGUGCUACCUUGCCAAUGGCUUGUGUUCGCUGAGUGGGAGGGAUUGGGUGGAAAUAGUAGAGAUCAUUGGGAUAAAAACCUUAUUCGACAGUUGGGCGGCGAUAAAAGAGACUAUUGAAGCAGCAGAAGGAUGUAUCUAG